CAGGCAUUUCAUUCUGCAGCUCUGCAGUGUGUUUGCUUCUUUCCGGAACAGCUGGGAUGGAAUUCUGCUACUGCUGGGGGAGUGAUUGGAGCCAAUGCUCUUCUACAGCCUGGGGCUCUGCAGCUUUCAAAACCAUCUCCUGAACAAAGAGGUUGUUCUGGAAAUGCAUAUGAAAGAAAAUGAUUCCGCAUGGCACUGACUGAGGGCUCAGCCUUGGAGGUGAUGGCAUUAAGAUGCAUACAUGUUGAUAGAAAUACCGAUGCUUGCUUUCAACGAGGAUUCCCAAGGAUGCUGUUUGGUCACAGCAAUUAACUACUUUGACAGCCAGAUAGCAACUGAUUAAGUUGCUGCUAAUGCUUCAUAACAUUGCAGUACUUUUAGCGUUUGGGACCAGAGAAUCUUUGCUAUUAACGUGAAAUGGCGGUAAUUGCUGCCUAUUGUUUCUGUUAAUGAAAUAAACACACCAUUGUGUGAAAUUUUGGGAUUAAGCUGGAGUACCCUCCCGGAAUAACCGAGUCAUCACAUGUAUACAAAAAAAACUGCAGUCGAGAACUAACCGCCGGGUUCUACAGUUUUGUGGAUCUUUCUGGAUAUAUAUUCAUUGCAUAUGCUCUCUGCCCUGGAUUAUUCCUUUUGAUUUUUUAAACCAUUCUGGAUUUAGAUCCCUGGACAAAAUGCAGCUUUGGUUCGACUUGAUUUAACAGCUGCCACAAAAAGCUGACUUUUACACUUUGGAAUUGACCUUAAAUGAUGCUGAGUAGUUUUCCUGUUGGAUGGAGAAAUCAUUUUGAGGCUCCUUAUUAGCACUGUGGAUGCUCACUAAUUCCAUAAGUGUUGUUUUUUCUUAAACCACAAACUAUUUCUUCAUUAAAAAAAGUUUUAAGAGGCAUUUUAUUUAAUUAACAAUAUAUAUCUUUUUACAGUGUUUAAAAAUAGAUGUAUACAUAUGAAUAAUGAGCCCUUUUAACGUCUAUACAGUAAUAUGUUACUACAGAACCAUAAAUCAUACUUGUAAAGCAUAACAGAAGCAACAUACACAAACUCCUAUCUAUAAAUGGGACAAUUUUUCAUUACCGUACUGUUUUAGUGGAAGAAAUAGAGCCUCAUUAAUAGAUCGAAUGAGCCGCGUGUGCAUUGUGGUUUUGGAGGAGGGGGAAGAUGAUGCUCCUCACUUUACUUCCAAAUUACCUCAAAGAAAUACUUAUACUCCUUCUGCAAUUGUAACGCCACCCCUGGUUCAAGCAAUUUUUAACGGGGAUCCUGAUGAAGUUCGGGCUUUGAUAUUCAAGAAGGAAGACGUUAACUUUCAGGAUAAUGAAAAAAGAACCCCACUUCAUGCUGCUGCAUAUCUCGGAGAUGCUGAAAUUAUUGAGCUUCUUAUUUUAUCUGGAGCUAGAGUAAAUGCCAAAGACAGCAAAUGGUUGACUCCUCUGCACAGAGCUGUAGCAUCCUGCAGUGAGGAUGCUGUUCAGGUGUUAUUAAAGCAUUCAGCCGAUGUCAAUGCCCGUGACAAAAACUGGCAGACUCCUUUGCACAUAGCAGCAGCAAACAAAGCUGUAAAGUGCGCAGAAGCACUGGUGCCUCUUCUUAGCAAUGUAAAUGUAUCUGACAGAGCAGGGAGAACGGCAUUACACCACGCAGCCUUCAGCGGUCAUGUUGAGAUGGUGAGUUUACUUCUGUCUCGAGGUGCCAACAUUAAUGCAUUUGAUAAGAAGGACCGGCGGGCAAUACAUUGGGCAGCAUAUAUGGGUCAUAUUGAAGUUGUGAAAUUACUUGUAACUCACGGAGCUGAAGUAAUGUGUAAAGACAAGAAGUCCUAUACACCACUGCAUGCAGCAGCAUCAAGUGGAAUGAUUAGUGUAGUAAAGUAUCUUUUAGACCUUGGAGUAGAUAUGAAUGAAUCAAAUGCAUAUGGAAACACACCCCUUCAUGUGGCUUGCUACAAUGGGCAAGAUGUCGUAGUGAAUGAAUUGAUAGACUGUGGUGCUAAUGUGAACCAAGUAAAUGAGCGGGGAUUUACUCCUUUGCACUUUGCAGCAGCAUCCACCCAUGGUGCUCUAUGUCUAGAACUUUUAGUUUGCAAUGGAGCUGAUGUGAAUAUUAAGAGUAAAGAUGGGAAGACACCGCUACAUAUGACCGCUAUCCAUGGGCGCUUCUCAAGAUCCCAAAUAAUCAUCCAGAAUGGAGCAGAAAUAGACUGUGAAGAUAAAAAUGGAAACACCCCAUUGCAUAUAGCUGCCAGAUAUGGCCACGAGCUUCUCAUUAACACUCUUAUUACCAGUCGAGCCGACACUUCAAAACGGGGCAUCCAUGGAAUGUUUCCUCUCCAUUUAGCUGCCUUAAGUGGCUUUUCAGAUUGUUGCAGAAAGCUCCUUUCUUCAGGUUUUGACAUAGAUACCGCUGAUGACUUUGGCAGGACCUGUCUUCAUGCAGCCGCAGCUGGAGGAAACCUGGAGUGCCUAAACUUGUUGCUUAACACAGGUGCAGACUUUAACAAAAAAGACAAGUUUGGACGAACCCCGCUUCACUAUGCUGCGGCCAACUGUAAUUAUCAGUGCCUAUUUGCACUUGUUGGCUCUGGAGCGAGCGUAAAUGACCUUGAUGAGAGGGGCUGUUCACCACUGCACUAUGCAGCUACUUCUGAUACAGAUGGCAAGUGCCUGGAAUAUUUACUCAGAAAUGAUGCAAACCCAGGAAUCAGGGACAAACAUGGGUACAAUGCAGUACAUUAUGCAGCUGCUUAUGGACAUCGUUUAUGUCUUGAACUGAUCGCGAGAGAAACUCCUCUAGAUGUGCUCAUGGAGACUUCAGGUACUGACAUGCUGAAUGAUGCAGAUACCAGGGCACCUAUAAGCCCAUUACACCUAGCUGCUUACCAUGGCCACCAUCAAGCUCUGGAAGUGCUAGUACAGUCUUUACUGGACCUCGAUGUAAGGAACAGCACCGGCCGGACUCCUCUGGACCUUGCUGCGUUUAAAGGACACGUUGAAUGUGUAGAUGUUUUGAUUAACCAAGGAGCAUCAAUAUUGGUAAAGGACUACGUUGUCAAGAGAACACCCAUUCAUUCUGCAGAAAUCCAAAUGGUUGAUUCCAGAAAUUCAGUUAAUAAAAACAAUUCUGAACUUUGCAAUUCUGCACAGCAAAAAGUAAGACCAAAGGACAUGCCCAGUGCUAUCAAUGGACAUUCAGAAUGCUUAAGGCUCCUUAUAGGAAAUGCUGAUGUGCAGGCAGCAGUGGAUAUUCACGAUGGAAAUGGGCAGACACCUCUGAUGCUUUCUGUUCUAAAUGGCCAUACAGAAUGUGUCUAUUCUCUCCUAAAUAAAGGAGCCAAUGUAGAUGCCAAAGAUAAAUGGGGAAGGACAGCGCUGCAUAGAGGGGCAGUGACAGGACAUGAGGAGUGUGUAGAAGCGUUGCUCCAGCAGAAUGCAAAUUUCCUAUUACGAGACUGCAGAGGUCGGACUCCUAUUCACUUAGCAGCAGCUUGUGGUCAUAUAGGAGUUCUGGGUGCUCUUUUGCAGACUGCAGUUUCUGUGGAUGUUGUUCCAGCAAUAGUAGACAAUCAUGGAUACACACCCCUUCAUUGGGCUUGCUAUAAUGGUCAUGAUGCAUGUGUAGAGCUGUUGUUGGAGCAAGAAGUUUUUCAGAAAAUGGAAGGAAAUUCUUUCAGCCCCUUACAUUGCGCAGUGAUAAAUGAUAAUGAAGGUGCUGCUGAAAUGCUAAUUGAUACCUUAGGUACCAGCAUAGUAAACUCAGUGGACUCCAAAGGAAGGACACCUCUUCAUGCUGCAGCCUUUACAGACCAUAUUGAAUGUUUACAGCUUUUGCUCAGCCAUAAUGCUCAAGUAAAUGCCGUGGAUUCUACUGGUAAAACCCCAUUAAUGAUGGCAGCUGAGAAUGGGCAAACGAAUGCAGUUGAGGUAUUGGUUAGCAGUGCUAAAGCUGAUCUAAUGUUGCAAGACAAGAAUAAAAAUACUGCAUUACACUUGGCAUGCAGUAAGGGUCAUGAAACUAGUGCCUUGUUAAUAUUAGAGCAAAUCACAGACCGAAACCUCAUCAAUGCAACAAAUUCAGCUUUGCAAACACCUCUCCAUGUAGCUGCUCGAAAUGGACUGACGGUUGUUGUGCAAGAGCUUCUGGGAAAGGGAGCAAGUGUCUUAGCAGUGGAUGAAAAUGGCUACACACCAGCAUUGGCUUGUGCUCCCAAUAAGGAUGUUGCUGAUUGCCUAGCUCUCAUAUUGGCUACAAUGAUGCCAGUGUCCUCUAGCAGCUCCUUGCCCUCUAUGACUUUAAACGCCAUUAACCACUACAACAACACCUCAAAGGCUGUCACUUUUGACUCUCUACCUGUAAUGAGAAGUGAGCACAGCUCUUACUGCAGUUUUAACAAUGUCGGCAGGGAAGAUGGGUACCCAUACACAGAAGAGGAUGAACUCAAUGAUUCUGACUCUGAGACCUAUUAAUAUUCUUGGGGAGCUCAGCUUUUAAAUUGUUCAAUUUGCGCAGAUUGGAAGUGUUAAUAGAAUUACCUGCACUGCCAGCUUGGCCUGUAACACAGGGAACAAUUGGCAACUUCGCAGCAACAAGUGAUUUUUUUUUUUUUCUUUUUAAAGUGUACACUGAUUUAUCAAAUGACUCUAGAAGAGUUUUAAAUCUGACCACUUUUGUUGGAUGAAAAUUUAAAAACUAGCUGGCAUUUCCAUCCCUCACGUAAAUGUUUUCUACAGAUUUCAGCCCCACGGCACAAUUUCUUAAUGAGAAGGAAGGCUGGUGGGGGAGGGGGGGGGGUUGUAUCACUGAGAACAUCUAACCAGUCAUUACACUUUUAUUUCAUAUUUUAUUGUCUGUGUCAAGAGUACGUUUUAUAUCACAGGGCACAGAGGUCCGGUUCAGCAGACUACUCAUACCACUGUACAGGAGACAAUAUAUAGUGACAGAUGUAUAAAUAAAACAACCAUUUUGAUGGCAAUAAAUGAUUUUGGUAAACUGGCAUUGCGUGUACAUCAGUUUGCCAAAGGACCAAAAAAAAAGUCUGUGUUCUUGUUUUAUUUUACGAAGUUUUUGAUGUGAAAUAACCAGAAUUUGUUAAAUCUAAAAUUUUUCAUCAAAUUUGAGCAUUGACAACUUAAGGGUUGUUUGUCAGAAUUUGUAUUUCUUCACAAGCUAAGAGACAGGGAAAUGGCCCACAGCCUCACCAGAAUACUUAGCCUUGUUCAGUGCUGUUGGGAUGAUGUGUUCUUCAAAUGGGAACAAUAACUGUUUAAUCGUUUGGGGUUUUUUUCUGGUGUUUCUGUCACCUUCAUUCUAAUAACCCUUUUUAUAGUCUUUGGUGUAAGGGAUUUUUUGAGGAAACGUUGGUCUGUGACUGUUGUAGGAUUAAGACGUCUAUGCAUGGUACGUCAUCACCCUGUAAGGGCAGUGCUACAAAAUAGAAGCAUCCGUUCAUGUUCAGAUUCACCGUUAACAUUUCCCCUGAUUUUCAGCAAUAGUUUGGGCAGGGAUAGGGAAGCCAUAGCUAGCCUUUGGCUGCGACUCCCAAUAUUGAGUUCCAUAGUAGCCAGUGCUGUGCCUAUUCCUGCAUUCAGAUUUUAAUUUCUGGCCAUUUUCCAUUGAUCUAAAACAAAAGUUCUCAUUGGUUAGCUGUGCGUGCACAAGCUUCUUCCCUUGGCUAUAUCUAUCAAUGCUCACCAAGUUUCCCCUACAAAAUGCAGAUAUUCAAUCACUUAUUGCUUAGUUUUUUUUAUUAUUAUUAAAUAUAAGUUGCUUAGAUCUAUUUUCCAAUGGUCCUCUAUGAAACAUGGCGCCCGUUGCAUUUGCACAGACGACCGUAAGCGAUGGUGGAAGUUGACCUGAUCAGAUUUGCCCUUGGGAGCUUUAGAAGUCCUUUUCUGUUAAUGCUGUACUUAAUUAUCUGAUACAAAUGAAAUGCCCAUGUAAAUGGGCAGGCACAUGAAUAUUUAAGUAAAGAUGUCUAUUGAGUUUAAAAUAUGAAACAUGCAGGUCCCAUGUGUGUAAAGUUCAUAUCGAUAUUGUUUCUUAUUUUAUUUAUAUGUAGGCACAAUCCAAAAAAAUAUAUGCUGCCGCUAAGCAGAAAAAUAUUAGUCUAGAAUAGCGAAUUAAAUGCUUCUCCCAAUCAGAGGAAGCCAAUCAAACAGCUUUGAAGCCUGCAGGUAAUCGUAGGCUGGCCAUGCAAGAAGGAUGGGGACUAGUUAAUGUGGUUAAUGUGUGUUUGCUUGGCUCUGCUGUAACAAACAGGUUUGGUUCAUUUUCAAGUGAAAUUGAUCUAAUGUAAUUUUAUUUUAUUUUUUCUUUUGUAUUGUGAAACUGGAACGCUUUUAAACUGUAAACGAUCUGCUGUUUUCUGACCAGAGUGAAAACAGGACAGUAUUUUGAUCUAUUUGAUAAUUUUGUGAGUUUUUUUUUUUUUUUUCAUUUUAAAGACAAUAUGGGCAUGUACAUAGAAAUAAUGACUGCUUGGAUACUAUAUUUACCUGCACUCUUUCAGUACAUUGAAAUUCCUGUAUAUUUUAUGGAGUAUAAUAAAAAAAUGUGAGUUAUGUUUCA
This is a messenger RNA of Xenopus laevis (African clawed frog), 6561 nucleotides long. It is a transcript of the gene ankrd28.S, whose product is annotated as serine/threonine-protein phosphatase 6 regulatory ankyrin repeat subunit A. Bases 1119 to 4460 code for a protein of 1113 amino acids. The transcript is spliced from 29 exons. The record is from RefSeq and is a predicted model, not a curated record. NCBI's taxonomy places the organism in Eukaryota, Metazoa, Chordata, Amphibia, Anura, Pipidae.